Oreochromis niloticus (Nile tilapia) is the source of this 2998-nucleotide messenger RNA. RefSeq names its product nuclear factor 7, brain. The transcript has 2 exons. The record is from RefSeq and is a predicted model, not a curated record. NCBI's taxonomy places the organism in Eukaryota, Metazoa, Chordata, Actinopteri, Cichliformes, Cichlidae. Gene Ontology annotation, molecular function: zinc ion binding; protein binding. The coding region runs from base 143 to 1555 and encodes 470 amino acids.
ACAGACAAUCAGACUGAGUUCAGACCAAACUAGCAGCUUCCUCUGAGUGAGUCCAGCUACAGGAGAGAAAAAGUGGAAAACUCCAACACUGCUGCUUCAAGCUGCUGACGCUCCACACACUGAAUCUUCACUCACAGACUCAAUGGCUUCCAGAUCAGAGGAGGAUCUCUGCUGUCCGGUCUGUCAGGAGGUCUUCAGAGAUCCUGUUCUUCUGUCAUGUAGCCACAGCUUCUGUAAAGACUGUCUGAAUAGAUGGUGGAGAGACAGAACAACACACGAGUGUCCAGUUUGUAAGAAUAUAUCAGUGUAUGAACCACCUUUAAACCGGGCUUUAAAGAACCUGUGUGAAUUGUUCUUAGAGGAGAGAGAUCAGAGAGCUUCAGAGGCUCUCUGCAGUCUGCACUCUGAGAAACUCAAACUCUUCUGUCUGGACCAUCAGCAGCCAGUGUGUCUCGUCUGCAGCACCUCAGAAAAACACACCAAGCACAGAUUCAGACCCAUCGAUGAAGCUGCACAACAACACAAGAAGGAACUUCAGGAAACUCUGGAGCCCUUAAAGAAGAAGUUAAGGGUUUGUGAAGAAGUUCAAGUGAAGUUUGAUCAAACAGCAGAACACAUUAAGGUCCAGGCCCGACACACAGAGAGGCAGAUUAAGGAGCAGUUUAAGAAGCUUCACCAGUUUCUAGCAGAGGAAGAGGAGGCCAGGCUGGCUGCACUGAGGGAGGAAGAGGAGCAGAAGAGUGGGAUGAUGAAGGAGAAGAUGGAGGCUCUGAGCAGAGAGAUAGCAGCUCUUUCAGACACAGUCAGAGCCACAGAGGAGGAGCUGAGAGCUGAAGACGUCUCAUUCCUGCACAACUACAAGGCUGCAGUGGAAAGAGUCCAGCGCUGCCCCCUGCUGGAUGAUCCACAGCUGCCCUCAGGAGCUCUGAUAGACCAGGCCAAACACCUGGGCAACCUGACCUUCAACAUCUGGAACAACAUGAAGGACAUGGUCUCCUACACUCCUCUCAUUCUGGACCCAAACACUGCUCAUCCAAAACUCAUCCUGUCUGAAGAUCUGACCAGUGUGAGAUAUGGAGGAGAGAGGCAGCAGCUUCCUGAUAAUCCAGAGAGGUUUGAUUAUUACAUUUCUGUCCUGGGCUCUAAGGGUUUUAAUUCAGGGACUCACAGCUGGGAUGUCGAGGUUGGAGACAGUACAAGCUGGAUGCUUGGUGUAGUAGAAGAGUCUAUCCAGAGGAAAGGAAACACAGAGUUUGGAUUUUGGGGUGUAAUGUUCAGUUUAGGUAAAUAUUCAACACGCUCACCAUCAGCAGGAUUCACUGAUCUCUCAGUAGAGAAGAAGCUCCAGAGGAUCAGAGUGAAUCUGGACUGGAACAGAGGAAAGCUGUCGUUCUCUGAUCCUGAUACUAACACACACAUACACACCUUCAUACACACUUUCUUUCACAGGAUGUUUCCAUUUAUUCAAACUGGGGAUGAUGUCAAGGUGUUGCCAGUGAUGGUGUCAGUGUCAGUGGUAGUAGAGCAGGUCAGUUCAGGAUGGUUUUUUUUCUAAUGUUGUUUCCUGUCAAGUCAAGAAGUCAAGAAAGUCAAGAAAACCUUUAUUUGUCACAUGUAAGUUGCCCUGCAGCGACCUUACAUACACAACACAGACAUGACAUGUGGACAGGGUAAGCACAUUGUGUGGGCCAGAUCCGGGCCAUACCAAUUUUGCUAUGUGGGAUAGCGGGCAGCCUCGUGGGGAUUUGAACAGCCAUUUCCGCUUUCUUUAUUCUUCGAUAAGCCAGGGCCAAGCCAGCGCCGAUCUGCAAGAACCCUGUUAUCAUGGUUCCGAAAAGAUGUCUUCAGUGUCUUGUCACAGGCUCUGCCGAACCCAGGCUUCUCGUCGAGAAUAGGGUGUCAAUUGCAUUCAGGGACCAGUUGAUGAAAUCCAUAAUUCCUUUUUUAGGUUUUAGAGAACAGAUUGUGAUACUCUUCCAGGGUAAAGGGAGAGAAGUAGACAAGACUAGACAGAGACAUGAGAAAGCCAAGCAGGAAAGAUAAGGGAAGGGAGAGGGAGAAAGUGUGACCGCCUUCGUCAAGAGCCAAACAAGAAGAGAGUUGCAUGCAGCAUGUCAGUGCUGCAUGAACUGACAGCAUGUCAGUGCUCCAUGCAACCAAAACCCCAAAUAUUUGAAAGAUAUUCUUGUUUAGCUUUUUGUCCUUUUUUUUAAACAUUGUUUUUAACAUAAAGCGUCUGUGACUAUAGGUUAUUCAGUUCAAAAUUUUAAGUUUAUUUGUAAUGCAUGACAGCAGAAAGCUAUAGCCCAAAUGGUGGUAUAAAAUCUGUUUUGCAUUGUUUAUUAUUUUAUAUGGGUAUAAGCUGUAUUAAUUAUUUUUCUGUUCUUUUUGAGUUCCCUGGCUUCCGCUCCAGUCUUCCCUGGUUUGAGUGAAAGAGGAGGUUGAGGGUGGAGCUAGUUUAAAAGCAGAAGUCAAUAAAAUGGACUGAACCAUCUACUGCAAUCAUGCAGGGGGGAAUGGGGUUCUUCUUAAAUGUUGGUUAGCUGUUAUCGCUGUGGUUUUCACCUUUUGUUUACACAAUGGUUUAUUCACUUGCUAUAUAACUGGAGCUGUUUCUCAUUUGGGAUGGUCAGAUUGUUAAGUUAUGUUUUGUUAAGUGGCUUUUGAAUAGGACUUUGUUAAGUUAACCUCUUUUAAGGGCCCAUUUGGUUGUUAAAAUAGGUUGUUUUUGUCCUUUUAACUUUUUAUAAUAAUUUCGUCCUUUUUGGGGUAUAAUAAAUACAUAAUAUAAUAAUGUAGAAUAAUAUAAUAUAAUAUAACAACCCCCCCUCCCCACCGCCCCUUAAUUUUUUUUUAAAGUUACAUCUGUGUGUUCUUGGCUGCUUGGUCCUCAAUAGUGCUGUCCACCUUUGAAACAAUGAUUCAUGUUUAACUCCAUAUAUGAAAUGUUUCUGAUAUUUGAAUUCUGUUUGAUUAAAUACUUUCUUCAUGACACAAA